Maylandia zebra (zebra mbuna) is the source of this 7871-nucleotide messenger RNA. Lineage: Eukaryota; Metazoa; Chordata; Actinopteri; Cichliformes; Cichlidae. The record is from RefSeq and is a predicted model, not a curated record.
GAAGGCAAAGAUGAGGUCUUACAGGACAUAGAGAGACACUCUGAAAACGUUACAAUCAUUUUUGAUGGACUCACAGAUAUCUCUUCAUCAGUGGUGGAGAAACUUCUGAACAAAGACCUACUGCCGCUCGCAAAGAUCAUCAUAACAUGCAGACCAGAUGAUGAGGAUGAAGACUUGUUUUCUGGGGACUUUGACAGAGUGGAGGUGAAAGGCUUUAGUGAGCAGACUAUAAAAACAUACUUAUCUGCAACACUCGGUGAAGAUCAGAAGAAAGUUUUGAGUAACUUGGAGUUGGUAACUCUUUGUCAUGUCCCCAUGUAUGCACUGAUGGUGGCUGCUUGCUUUUCAUCAAAAGAUGCUCCACAGCCAUGUACAAUAACUGAGAUAUACAUCAAUAUUGUUCGAUUCUGCCUUCAGAUAAACAGCAAAAAAAAGAACAAAGAUCUAAAUUCCUUCAUCAAAACCAAGAGAGAAGAAAUUCUGUCUCUGGCUGAAGCUGCUUUUCUUGCAACUCAACAAAAAACUGUGAAUCUGACAAACCUGACCUGUAAAGACAUCUGUGUCCUGUCCUUCCUGAAACCACUUCUCAUUAAGGAGGCCGUGACUGAAACAAUAACCACACAUGCAUUCCUCCAUUACACAGUGCAGGAGUUUUUUGCAGCACUGUGGCUCCUGAAGAAUCCUGAUAAAGUCAGAGAUGUUUUUCAGCAGUGCCUCACAGAGGAGAAGAAACACAUGAAACAUCUGAUCCCCUUCAUGUGUCGAUUGUUGAAUGAGAAGAGCCCAAGUUUGAUGAAGCAUCUGAUUCCAGAUCAGGACCUGAAGAAUACAUCUAACUGGUUCUUCAAGGAGCUGAUUAACACAUUUCUUCCUCAUCUGUGUGAGCAAGAAGAGGCUGAUACUGAGGGCAGUGGGCUCCAUGUCGACAUACUGUUCUUAUGCCAGUGCUUGUAUGAGUCCCAGAGUCCUGAAGCAUGCGUCUACCUUCUAGACAAACUGGACUACCAUCUUGACCUCAGUGGAGACAGUCUGGAUCCUUACCCUUGCUGUGCUGUGGCCUAUGUGGUCACUCAGUCAAAGGAAAGGAAAAUAAGGCUGAACCUCGAGGACGUGAUCAUAUCAGAACAAGGAAUGAGACAGCUGUUUGAAUGCCUUGAAAAUGUUGAGUGGUAUAACCUUCUGCCUCAACAGCUUUGGAAAGCUUUCCUUCUCAGCGAAGAGCAGAUGGACUUCGUAACCUUACUUAGUCUUGAUGGAAAUCAUUUACACCUUCCAACUCAAGGUGAAAAGCAGCUGUUUGAAAGAGCUGUGGAAGUCAUGCAGUGGAUGUCUACAAAGGUUAAUGUCUGCCUCUACUGGAACAGAGAAACUCCUGCCUGCCAGAGUCUGUGUGAGUCUCUGUUAGAGGCUUUGCCAUUCAUCAGCUCACUCAGCUUCAGAUGUCCAGUUUUUUGGAGCCAUGAGAAAUACCAUGGGACACUGGAGAAGGAGCAGGAGAAUCUGUUCAUGGAUUUAUGCCUGAAAGCAGCACUUAAUAACGGAGCAAAGUUUUACAACGUUGCGAAGAAGCUUCUUUCAUUGUUUCUUGUUAAAACUGAGUUAGAAAACAUCCUUCUUGAUUUAUAUCAACAUAUUAAAAGCAGAGGAUUUUCAGUUAACUUUGAAACACUGAGGCCGUGUUUUCAGUCCACUCCUGCAGUCUGGUCCAUAAAUCUCUCAGAGAGAAAGACCUCCAGCCUCCUGGAAGUGCUGAAACUCCAACCAGAGAAGAAACAAGUGAAGCUGACAGGCUGCUCACAUGAAGAGAGUGAAGUGAGGAGUUUCCUGCAGUGUCUGCCUUAUAUCUCACAGCUCAGUGUUGACACUAGCUGUUCAGAUAAAGAAACCAGGUUCUUUGGGAAUCUGUUCUGUGCUGCAGCAGAGAGAGAACAGCAGACAGGAGAGGAGAUACUGGAGCUGUUAUCAUCAGUGUGCAUAUAUAAAACAUUCCCUCUGAAAUGGAAAUGGUGUGAUUUUCUCAUGGACCUGUACUCUUAUAAGACUAAAAAAGGCUUGAGUGUCCUUCCAUCAUUACAGUCAGUUUUCCAGUCAACUCCUGCCGUCUGGUCCAUAAACCUCUCAGAGAGAAAGACCUCCAUCCUCCUGGAAGUGCUGAAACUCCAACCAGAGAAGAAACAAGUGAAGCUGACAGGCUGCUCACAUGAAGAGAGUGAAGUGAGGAGUUUACUCCAGUGUCUGCCUUAUAUCUCACAGCUCAGUGUUAUUCCGUGGAAGUUAGAUGAAGAAAUCAGGUUCUUUGGGAGUGUGUUCUGUGCAGCAGCAGAGAGAGAGCAGCAGACAGGAGAGAAGAUACUGGAGCUGUUAUCAUCAGUGUGCAGAUACAAAGGAUUUCCUGUCAAACAGAAAUUGUGUGAUUUUCUUGUGGAUCUGUACUCUUAUGAGACCAAAACAGGAUCGAGUAUUCUUCAUUCAUUACAGUCAAUUUUCCAGUCAGCUCCUGCAGUCUUUUCCAUAAACCUCUCACAGAGAAAGACCUCCAUCCUCCUGGAAGUGCUGAAACUCCAACCAGAGAAGAAACAGGUGAAGCUGAUAGGCUGCUCACAUGAAGAGAGUGAAGUGAGGAAUUUCCUUGAAUGUCUGCCUUAUAUCUCAAAACUCAGUGUUGUUCCUUGGUGGUCAGAUCUUUAUGAAGGAACCAAAAGAACCUUGAUUAUUCUGUUCUGUGCAGCAGCAGAGAGAGAACAGCAGACAGGAGAAAAGAUACUGGAGCUGUUAUCAUCAGUGUGCACAUAUCAAACAUUCCCUUUUAAUGACAGAGACAUUUCUGAUGAAUAUCAGUGUGACUUCUUGUUGGAUCUGUACUCCCAUAUGAAGGCCUAUGAGUCUAAAACAGGCUUGAGUGUCCUUCCAUCAUUACAGUCAGUUUUCCAGUCAGCUCCUGCAGUCUGGUCCAUAAACCUCUCAGAGAGAAAGACCUCCAUCCUCCUGGAAGUGCUGAAACUCCAACCAGAGAAGAAACAAGUGGAGCUGAGAGGCUGCUCACAUGAAGAGAGUGAAGUGAGGAGUUUCCUUGAAUGUCUGCCUUAUAUCUCACAGCUCAGUGUUCAUCCUCCAGUAGAAUUUUAUAAAGAAAUCAGGUUCUUUGUGAAUCUGUUCUGUGCAGCAGCAGAGAGAGCGCAGCAGACAGGAGAGAAGAUACUGGAGCUGUUAUCAUCAGUGUGCAGCUUUGAAACAUUCCCUCUAAAUAACAGAGACAUGGGUGUUGAAGAAAAUGAAUAUCAGUCUGACUUCCUGCUGGAUCUGUACUCCCAUGUGAAGGACUGUGAGACUAAAACAGGCUUGAGUGUCCUUCCAUCAUUACAGUCAGUUUUCCAGUCAGCUCCUGCAGUCUGGUUCAUAAACCUCUCAGAGAGAAAGACCUCCAUCCUCCUGGAAGUGCUGAAACUCCAACCAGAGAAGAAACAAGUGAAGCUGAGAGGCUGCUCACAUGAAGAGAGUGAAGUGAGGAGUUUCCUGCAGUGUCUGCCUUACAUCUCACACCUCAGUGUUGAUCCUGAGAAUUCAGAUUUUUGUGAAGAAGCUAAGUUCUUUGGGAAUCUGUUCUGUGCAGCAGCAGAGAGAGAACAGCAGACAGCAGAGGAGAUACUGGAGCUGUUAUCAUCAGUGUGCACAUAUGAAAGAUUCCCUCUUAAAGAGAAAUGGUGUGAUUUUCUUAUGGACCUGUGCUCCUAUGAGACCAAAACAGGCGUGAGCAUCUUACCAUCAUUACAGUCAGUUUUCCAGUCAGCUCCUGCAGUCUGGUCCAUAAACCUCUCAGAGAGAAAGACCUCCAUCCUCCUGGAAGUGCUGAAACUCCAACCAGAGAAGAAACAAGUGGAGCUGACAGGCUGCUCACAUGAAGAGAGUGAAGUGAGGAGUUUCCUUCAGUGUCUGCCUUAUAUCUCACAGCUCAGUUUUUUUACUUUAUGGGCAGAUGAAGGAGGAAGGUUUUUUGGGAAUCUGUUCUGUGCAGCAGCAGAGAGAGAACAGCAGACAGGAGAGAAGAUACUGGAGCUGUUAUCAUCAGUGUGCGCAUAUCAAACAUUCCCUGUUAAUGACACACAUACAGAUCUUCAAUAUCAGUGUGAUUUCCUGCUGGAUCUGUGCUCCCAUGUGAAGGACUGUGAGACUAAAACAGGCUUGAGUGUCCUUCCAUCAUUACAGUCAGUUUUCCAGUCAGCUCCUGCAGUCUGGUUCAUAAACCUCUCAAUAAGAAAGACCUCCAUCCUCCUGGAAGUGCUGAAACUCCAACUAGAGAAGAAACAAGUGAAACUGACAGGCUGCUCACAUGAAGAGAGUGAAGUGAGGAGUUUCCUUGAAUGUCUGCCUUACAUCUCACAGCUCAGUGUUGCUUCUCGGAGGCAAGAUGAAGAAGUUGCAACCUUUGUGAAUCUGUUCUGUGCAGCAGCAGAGAGAGAACAGCAGACAGGAGAGAAGAUACUGGACCUGUUAUCAUCAGUGUGCAGAUAUGAACGAUUGCCCCUUAAAGAGAAUUGGUGUGACUUCCUCAUGGACCUGUACUCUUAUGAGACUAAAACAGGCUUGAGUGUCCUUCCAUCAUUACAGUCAGUUUUCCAGUCAGCUCCUGCAGUCUGGUCCAUAAAGCUCUCAGAGAGAAAGACCUCCAUCCUCCUGAAAGUGCUGAAACUCCAACCAGAGAAGAAACAGGUGGAGCUGACAGGCUGCUCACAUGAAGAGAGUGAAGUGAGGAGUUUCCUGCAGUGUCUGCCUUACAUCUCACACCUCAGUGCUGAUCCUGAGACGUCAGAUGAAGAAGCAGUCAGGUUCUUUGUGAAUCUGUUCUGUGCAGCAGCAGAGAGAGCGCAGCAGACAGGAGAGAAGAUACUGGAGCUGUUAUCAUCAGUGUGCAGAUAUCAAACAUUCCCGUUUAAUGAGAGAUACAUGGAUGAUGACUAUCAGUGUGAUUUCCUGCUAAAUCUGUACACCAAUGUGAAGGACUAUGAGACUAAAACAGGCUUGAGUGUCCUUCCAUCAUUACAGUCAGUUUUCCAGUCAGCUCCUGCAGUCUGGUCCAUAAACCUCUCAGAGAGAAAGACCUCCAUCCUCCUGGAAGUGCUGAAACUCCAACCAGAGAAGAAACAAGUGGAGCUGACAGGCUGCUCACAUGAAGAGAGUGAAGUGAGGAGUUUCCUGCAGUGUCUGCCUUAUAUCUCACAGCUCAGGCUUUCCAUCGACAUGUCCUUGCUCCUGUUUCAGUGGGUAAGAAGAGGCAGAGUGGUCUGUCCGCUGGCUGUGGAAGAGCUUUCUCUUGUGCCUAAGAAAGCUCGACCAUCACAGAGAGUGAUGUUGAGGGCUGUCAGUAGUUUGGCUUCCCUGCUGAGACACUGGACAGUCGAACGGUUGGACCUGACUGAGAGCUGCAUCCCUGCUCAGGGUCUGAUUACUCUGCUGCUCCAUGAUGGUCCUCUAACAGUCAAACUGAGUGAAGAGAGCUUCCAGCAGCUUCUGUGUCUCCUCCAUGAAAUCCAGGACAAGGACUUGACGCUGUCCUUCUUGAGUAAGGUUGGUGGAGACCUGACCUCCUGCUGUCUGAACUGGGAGCUUCUUCACUAUAUGCUGCAGCAGGCGUCAGCUCAGACCAUCACUGUGAACCUGAGGAAGAACCUCUUCUUACAGGAGGAAACCACACGUCUGCUUCCCUUUCUGGACAGGAUUGUGUUUAAAAGGCCCAGUCCCAGCUUUGUGAUGAGCUCCAUCAGAGAGCUCUACAGAGCUCAUGACAGUCACGCUGUGCCCAGUUUACUGAGGUCACUUGGUCAUGCGAUCAACCUGAGCUGCAGAGAGCUGGACUCAGUGGACUGUGCUGCUCUGAUCUUCAUCCUCAAACACGGAGACGGAGUCAAACUGAACCUCCUGUGGACCUCCAUACCAGCAGAGGGAGCAGAGUCCAUCCUCUUCAUGCUGGACAACGUUUCUCAUCUCAGUGUUGACAGGAAUCAGCUGCUGAGGUUCAUCCACUGCUGUGCUGCCUGUGACGUCCAGCAGGAGGCAGCGUCAGGCCUGCUGAGGACUCUGCAGCACAGCUUGGAUCUGUCCUGCUCCUCCUGUGUGGAGCUACUAGAGGAGGAUCAGCCUGAGCCUCUGAGUCUGACUGCUGAUGACUGCAGGGCCAUCUCCACCAUCCUGACACACAGCAGCCGGGACACACAGCUCGACCUGCGAGACUGUGAGGUGGAGGACAGCGUGCUGGACCUGCUGUUUCCUGUUCUCCACAGGGUCCACCUCAGAGUCAGUAAAACUGUCCUCCUCCAGCUGCUGUCUCUGGUUCCUGUGAACAGUGAGAGGGACACAGUGAGGCGGGUGGUGUCCCUGUGUAGAGCCCUGGGUGGAGAGCUGGAUCUCAGUCACAGCACGCUGGAUCAGAGGGCCUGUGGGGCUUUGGUCCAGAUGCUGGACUCGUGUGAAGGGCUGACAGAGCUGGACCUCAGUCACUGUCAGCUCACUGACCAGCUGCUGCUCCCUCUCAUCACACAUCUGCACAAAGUCCAAGUCCUGGAUCUGAGUCACAAUCAGAUCACUGAUGCUUCGACUGAUGUGUUACUGCAGCUGCUCUCCAUCAACCCCUCCAUCGACUGUGUGCGACUCUACAGCAACAACAUCGUGCACAAAGCAGCCUUCAAGGAACACAAGCAGUGUGAGAUCUGGUGAAGCACUCGUCACCAUCAUCAUCAUCAUCAUGAUGAACAUCAUCAUUAUCUGGGAUUCACUGGUUUCCUCUGUUCUUGUCGUCAUUACAUGAAAAUAUUGGGUGGAGUGGGAGCACUGAUACUGUGUUCAUGGACUCAGUGUAAUGUUGUAGUGUACGACACAUUGACAUUAGAUCAGAUGGGUUUUGAAGACCAUCUUGAUUUUUUUUCUUUUUUCUACAAUGACUUGAAGACAGUUUAUAUGGAGACAACGAGCAGCCAACAGUGUUUGUUUCAAUUACUCACUGUUGCUUUUGUUUCUGAGCUACUGCAGAUUUUUCUUUGAUGAAGGUCAGAUGUCUAACUGGUCAUGUGAUGAUGUAACAGUCCUGGGUCUUGGACCCACAAUUUUGAGUUUUGCAUUCUCGGUCUAAUCUUUUGGAUUUCAAGUCUUUAUUUCCCCAUGCAGUUACUUCCUGUUUUAUUUUGAUAGUCAUUUGUCUGUGUUCCUUUUGUUUGCUUGUCCUGAUUGGUUUCAGCUGUGUCUCAUUCCCUUAAUCUGCCCACUUUUCUAUUUACCUGUUAAACCUGAGAGUCCUGCAUACUGGCCUUGCUGAAACUUGCCAGAUGAUCAUCUUGAUGUUUACACAUCUGAUAUUUCUGUAAUAAUUGUGAUUCUGUUAUUUUAUUAUUGAGACAAAACACAGAAGCCAUCACCAUUUAUCAGUGCAGUGAGUCGGUCAUAUUUAUUAUUUGUACUUUUGUGAUAAUGGUAUUUAUUCUGGUCUACAUGCUUCAACAGGACAAAGUAGAGAGACUCUAUAAUGAUGUCUCAGAUUAACGAUGCAAUAAGUGAGCAAUCAGGAUAAAACCGUGUUUGGUACUUUAACAUAACUGGAAGAAAUGAUCAUAAACAUGUAAAUCAUUUUUAGUUUGUAUUUCAUGUUAAGAGAUACAUGUGAUAAUGAUCAUUUUCUGUCCUCUUUCUGUCUCAUUUAUAAUGGGGGGUGGCUGUAGCUCGGGGUAGAGCAGGUCAACUACUAAUAUAAAGGUUGCUGGUUUGAUCCCUGGCUGCUCCAGCCUGCAUGUCAGAUGUCCUCAGGCAAAAUGCUAACCCCAAGUUAAGCACAGAGAAAGUGCCUGUAUGAAUGUGUGGAUGAGGCAUGUUGUGUAAAGUGCUUUGAG